Molecule: messenger RNA, 1410 nt
Organism: Necator americanus (New World hookworm)
Lineage: Eukaryota; Metazoa; Nematoda; Chromadorea; Rhabditida; Ancylostomatidae
Exons: 14
Coding region: 1-1410 (469 amino acids)
Biological process (GO): neuron projection morphogenesis; positive regulation of dendritic spine morphogenesis; postsynaptic actin cytoskeleton organization
Cellular component (GO): dendrite; actin filament; site of polarized growth
Molecular function (GO): actin filament binding
Source: RefSeq, a predicted model, not a curated record
AUGACAUUAAACUUCCAAAAACAUGGAGCGGCAAUACAAGCCGCUUAUGACCGAAUCGCUACAUCGAAGACAAAUGAUGAAUGGGUUAUACUUGACUACGAAGGCAACUCAAAUGUCAUCAAAAUUGGCGAGGAAGGUGGCUAUGGUCUGGAGGAAUUCAGCACGAGUUUCAACUCAGGAAGACUUCAGUACGGUGUGAUAGGUGUGCGCCUCGCUAAAAGCGCGUUAACCAAAAUAGUUCUCGUACACUGGCAAGGUGAAGGAGUUCCAUCGGCGCGAGUAGCCUCAACAACAUCGCAUGUUGACGAUGUUCGACGAUUCUUAAAAUCCGUGCAUGUUAUACAUUAUGCGCGAAGUGAAAUCGAUGUAGAACCUGAAGUUAUUCGUAAAGAAGUAGCCAAACUGCCAGCGACGUAUGCAACUACUGCGGCUGAUACAUACUACACAGCGCCGACUGUAGUUGGUUCAGUGUACAAGCCUAUCAAACCGCAUACCGACAUCAACAUAAAAGAAAGGGAUGAGUUCUGGGAGAAGCUAAACAGAGAAGAGAAAAGCAGCAAAAAGUCCGAAGAGAUGUCUCGAAUCGAAGAAAGAAAGCGCAAAGAGUCUGCCGAACGGGAAGCGCGGGAAGGGCAAAGACUAGCCGAGGAAAAACAACAUCGAGAAGAGCAAGAAAGGCGUGCAGCUGAGCUACGCAAGAAAAAUGAUGUCAAACAACACCACGUUCCAACAGCAUCAGCUCCUGUUCUUUCUUCCAUGAAAAGUAAUUCUCUCGAGAAACCACAUAGGACUAUUGUAACCGGGCCCAGUAAGCUGAACUCAGAUCGCUUGGGAAUGUUUGAGCGGAAAGACGAGAAACUUCCUAGCCCCACAAGAACAAUUUAUGUUAAUAACCAGGCCCCAAAGAAAACCGAAGUAUUUCAUCCGUCUGCAUCUCCAGUACUUUCUUCGUCCGGUACUGUUUCUCCUUCCCACGACAGUGUCAGCUCAGCAGGAUUAUCAUCGUUCCAUUCACCAAAUGAUUCUGGUUACGAAGCCAGCGCAAGUGAAUCUCCAAAACUGUCAGAAACUCAUAUUCCACCGGGACCUGAAACGUUCAUCUCAGUAAACGACACACAUUCUCUCCAAAACCAUUACUAUGAAGAACCUCCUGUUGAAGAACCUCAAAUUAUUCACUCCAAUCCGACACCAAGUAAAUUUCCACAAUAUGAUGAACCGCCUGGUGAUAUCUGUACGGGUCUACGUGCUAUUGCUCUAUGGGACUAUCAAGCUGCCGAUAGUACGGAGAUAUCCUUUGAUCCUGAUGACUACAUCACUGAAAUUGAUCAGGUGGAUCCUGGUUGGUGGCGUGGACGAGGUCCAAAUGGUAAUGUUGGACUGUUUCCUGCGAACUAUGUGAAGCUUAUAUAA